Messenger RNA from Xyrauchen texanus (razorback sucker), 1496 nucleotides. RefSeq names its product apolipoprotein A-I-like. NCBI's taxonomy places the organism in Eukaryota, Metazoa, Chordata, Actinopteri, Cypriniformes, Catostomidae. Gene Ontology annotation, molecular function: cholesterol binding; phosphatidylcholine-sterol O-acyltransferase activator activity; phospholipid binding. Bases 59 to 826 code for a protein of 255 amino acids. Gene Ontology annotation, cellular component: extracellular region; high-density lipoprotein particle; chylomicron. Gene Ontology annotation, biological process: very-low-density lipoprotein particle remodeling; cholesterol homeostasis; reverse cholesterol transport. The record is from RefSeq and is a predicted model, not a curated record. The transcript has 4 exons.
CUUCAGACUGGAUAGUGAGAAUUAAAAGUACACUGACACAAGACUCAAACUGAAAACCAUGAAGGUUCUUGUGGUACUUGCACUAGCUGUGUUUACAGGUUGUCAAGCCAACCUAUUUCAUGCUGAUGAGCCCAAGCCACAGCUGGAGCAGCUGACUGAUGCAUUCUGGAACUAUGUUGCCAAGGCAACACACACUGCAGAGGAAACAGUCCAGAUGAUCAGGACCUCCCAACUGGGCCAGGAAGUCAAUGCUCGACUAACACAGAGUGCUGACAUGGCCAGCGAAUAUGCCGUCACACUCAAAAACCAGAUGAACCCUCUGGCUGAAGAGCUGAUGGCCAAAAUCACUAAGGAAGCUGAAGUGUUGAGGGAGCGUUUGGAGAAGGACCUGACCACAGUGAAAGACCAAAUGGAGCCCUAUGCUGAGAAUCUCAAGAGCCAAAUUCAGCAGAGAGUGGAGGACCUCAGAGCAGCCAUGGCUCCAUAUGCAGAGUCCCUGGAUUCUGAGACCCUGAAGGCCACUCUGCUCCAGAGAAGUGAGGAGUUGAAAGGGAGCCUGGAGCAGAGCGUGAAGGAGCUGCAGGCUCAACUGGAGCCCUACACUGCUGAAAUCAAAGAGAAGGUGGACCAGCACCUGCAGGAGUUCCAGAAGACUGUGACCCCACUGACUGAGGAUCUCCAGGCAAAGAUUGUAGAGAGAGCCCAGUUUGUCCAGCAGAGUCUCUCACCCUAUGCUGAAGACCUGAAGGAAAAGCUGGACCCCUAUGCCCAGAACCUGAAGGACCAGCUCACCUCCCUCUAUGAGUCUUUCAUCAAGACCAACUAAUGCUUCAAAGACUUAUUCUUUUGUCACUAAUAUAACUAUUGUGUCAUGACUGAGAAUUAUGACUUUCAAAUCUGGCAUAUCCAUCUAAUCCUCCAUAUAUCUGUACAAUAUUUUUUAUGUAUUAUCCAUUCUUAUACACAAUUUGAAAAAAGUAAUAAUAUGAUUUUCUGUAUAAUGGUGCAUGUAAAGUUAGUCAAACUGUAUUAGUUUUUAGAAAAAUGUGUUUGAUGUUUCUUUCAUGUUUACCAAUGCCACAUUUGUUCUUGUUUAUGUAUCAAUAAAGCAAUUAUUUAUUAACAGAAGUUAGUUUCAGUUGAAAGAUAGAACACUAACAGAACAGAUGGAUUCAGUCAUCACAAACAGAAAUUUUUUCUCAUUAGAAUUGUGACAUGAAAAUCUGACAUAUUUGAUCCAUCUAUUCCCUUUUUUUUAUCCAUCCAUCCAUCUGUCCAGUUCCUCUUACAUAAGCUACUGGCCACAAUUCACAUUUGUACCUCCAAAAUAAGGUCUUCCUUUGAUGCUUGAAACAAGAAUGUAUUAUCUUGUUGAGUUUACAGGACAAAAGACCUUAUUACGCAAAAUGUGUGAUUGCCUUAAAAUGUAUGCAUUGUCUCUUUUCCUAUACAGCACAUUUUUCCAACAAAUUUUCACUGCUUUUCUGUGUAAACGU